UUUCUUUUUUCAUGUGCACCGUACACUAUCUACACCCAUUACAUAUUAACAUCUCACACUACACCACACAAACACAACAACAACAUCAUCAUCACCAUAGUCAUCAUCGUCACCAUCGUAUCAAUCAUCAUCAUCAGCUGAAGCAGAGAACUUGCCUAAGGAAUCGUGCACUUUUCCGACACAACUGUUGAUCUCUGAUUCUUCAGGAACCACUACUGCGCAAAUGUGGAAAUUUGAGUUUUUGACAUUUGGGUCAUGGUUUUGGGGCUUUUCUAGUUGAUUUUGGAGGCUUUGGUGGUUAGUUUAAGAUUAUUUGGUAUGUGGGUUGCCCUUAAUUGGAACCAUGGUUGUGUCAGUGUACUGUUUCUGGACUUUUGGGGAAGAAGUGAUGCUGAUUGAUUAAUUGAGUUUUGGGGUUUGACUUCUGAUUUGUUAGUGGAAAAGGAUUUAAUUUUCUGGGUUUGUGCUGUUUUCCUUGUGGGGAGGGGGUUAAUUAGUGGAUUUGGAUCUUUUGGAAUUUUGGGUUUGAAUCAUGGAGGCUAGAUUUGGAGGUGAAGCUCAUCGUUUCUAUGCUAUGAGUGCUGCGGAUUUGCGGGCCAUGGGGAAGAGGACUUCAGAUUGGGAUUCGAAUGACUGGAAAUGGGAUGGUGAUCUUUUUAUUGCCAGCAGGUUGAAUCCGUUGCCAUCAGAAAGUGUUGGCCAACAAUUUUUCCCAAUCGGGUCUGAGAUUCCAGUGAAUGGGGGCUCAUCGAAUAGUUCAUCAUCAUGUUCUGAUGAAGUAAGUCUGGGAGUUGAUAAAGGGAAGAGGGAAUUGGAGAAAAGGAGGAGGGUUAUAGUGGUCGAGGAUGACAAUUUGAAUGAUGAAGAAGCAGGUAGCCUUGCUUUGAAGCUUGGUGGACAGGGUUAUCAGGUGAUGGAGAGGGAAGUAGGAAAUUGGGAAGGAACAAGCGGAAAGAAGACUAAGUUGGUGGGAAGUACUUCAAACCGUGCUGUUUGUCAAGUGGAGGACUGUGGUGCUGAUCUGAACAAUGCGAAAGACUAUCACAGAAGGCACAAGGUCUGUGAGAUGCAUUCCAAGGCCAGUAAGGCACUUGUCGGAAAUACCUGGCAAAGAUUCUGUCAGCAGUGUAGUAGGUUUCAUCUACUUCAAGAGUUUGAUGAAGGGAAGAGAAGUUGUCGCAGACGUUUGGCUGGCCAUAAUAAACGGAGGAGGAAAACAAAUCCCGAUCCUGUUGUAAAUGGAAAUACGCUGAAUGAUGAUCAGACUAGUGGUUAUUUAUUGAUUAGUCUAUUGAGGAUACUUUCAAACUUACACUCCAAUAGAUCAGACCAAACGACGGAACAGGAUGUGCUAUCUCAUCUUCUAAGGAGCCUUGCCAACCAAACUGCUGAACAUGGGGGAAAGGACAUAUCUGGGAUUUUGCGGGAACCUUCAAAUUUGGCAUCACUUGGAAAUUCUGAGCUGGUUUCUGCUUUACUCUCAAAUGGUCUUCAAGGUCCUUCAAGGCCUUUUAAACAACAUCAACCUGUACCUGUAUCUGAAAUUCCAUGUCAAGGCCUUAGUGUGGAUGAUGCUAGAGGUGGAGACAUACAAAACACGUCUUCUAAACCCAGCAUUUUGAACAGCCCUCCAGCUUACUCAGAAGUCAGAGAUAGUAGUGCGGGGCAGAUCAAGAUUAACAAUUUCGAUUUGAAUGACAUAUAUAUUGACUCAGAUGAUGGCAUGGAAGAUAUGGAGAGGUCUCCUAUCCCAGUGAAUAUGGGGACUAGCUCCCUGGACUCUCAUCAGUCAAGUCCACCUCAAACAAGUGGAAAUUCAGAUUCAGCAUCUGCUCAGUCACCUUCGAGUUCAAGUGGAGAAGCUCAGAGCCGCACAGAUCGAAUUGUAUUUAAACUCUUUGGGAAAGAUCCAAAUGAUUUCCCUCAUGUACUGCGAGCACAGAUUCUUGACUGGUUAUCUCACAGUCCUACUGACAUUGAGAGCUACAUUAGGCCUGGUUGUAUCAUUCUUACUAUAUAUCUACAUCAGGCUGAGGCUGCAUGGGAGGAACUUUGCUAUGACUUGAGUUCCAGUUUGAAUAGGCUUCUAGAUGUCUCAGAUGACUCUUUCUGGAGAACUGGAUGGGUUUAUGUUAGAGUGCAGCACCAAAUAGCCUUUAUUUACGAUGGUCAGGUUGUCAUAGAUACAUCUUUACCUCUUAGAAGUAACAAUUAUAGCAAAAUAUUAAGUGUUAGACCUGUUGCCAUAUCUACAACUGAGAGAGCUCAAUUUUUAGUCAAAGGCAUUAACCUCACUCGGCCCACCACAAGGUUACUCUGUGCACUUGAAGGGAAUUAUCUGGUUGAGGCAAAUACUAAUGAUUCAAUGGACAGUCUCAAUACCCUCAAGGAGAAUGAUGAGCUCCAAUGCCUCAAUUUUUCUUGCUCUAUUCCUGCAGUAAAUGGAAGAGGCUUCAUUGAGAUUGAAGAUCAUGGUUUCAGCAGUACCUUCUUUCCUUUUAUAGUUGCAGAGGAGGAUGUUUGUUCAGAGAUCCGUGCACUUGAAAGUGAAUUGGAGUUGAGCGAAACUAAUGCAGAUCUGGGAGGAAGUGGAAGAAUGGAAACCAAGAAUCAAGCUUUGGACUUCAUCAAUGAAAUGGGUUGGCUUCUCCAUAGAAGUCAGUUGAAGUCUAGACUGGGAAACAUGGAUCCUAAUCCAGAGUCUUUUCAUCUAAAAAGGUUCAAGUGGCUGAUGGAGUUCUCGAUGGACCAUGAUUGGUGUGCUGUAGUGAGAAAACUAUUGGGCAUACUGCUUGAUGAAACUGUGGGUGCAGGGGAGCACUCUUCCCUGAAUCUUGCAUUAGCGGAGAUGGGUCUCCUUCACAGAGCUGUAAGGAGAAAUAGUAGGGCACUCGUGGAGCUUCUUUUGAGAUAUCAAAUCUCGGAUAAAUUAAUAUCUGAAAACAAGUCACAGGUUGAUGGAGGCAAAGGAAGAUUCUUGUUUAGACCUGAUGUUGUAGGCCCUUCAGGUUUGACACCACUUCACAUUGCAGCUGGUAAAGAUGGCUCUGAGAAUGUAUUGGAUGCAUUAACUGAUGAUCCAAAAAUGGUGGGAAUUGAAGCGUGGAAUAGCGCUCGUGACAGCACAGGUUCCACACCUGAAGAUUAUGCUCGCUUGCGUGGCCAUUACUCGUACAUACACCUGGUCCAGAAGAAAAUUAAUAAGAAAUCUGCAGCUGAGCAUGUGGUGCUUGACAUUCACAGUGUUCUCUCAGACUGUAGUGUGAAUAAAAAGAAAAAUAAUGAGCUGACCUCAACCUUUGAGAUUAAAGGGACUGACUUGAAAUGUAUUCGGCAGCAGUGCAAACUUUGUGAUCGGAAACUGGCUUAUAAAACGGGCAGCAGGUUUCUGGUGUACCGACCUAUGAUGCUCUCAAUGGUUGCCAUUGCUGCAGUCUGUGUCUGUGUGGCCCUUCUGUUUAAAAGCUCACCUGAAGUUCUCUUUGUGUUCCGCCCCUUCAGUUGGGAAGCGUUGUCCUAUGGUCCAAUCUGAGGUGCUUUAACUCUGAAGCUGAUAAUAUAUGAUAGGUGUUUGUAAUUGUAUGCAUUUAUAGACUGUAAAGUAGAGAUUUCCUGUAGAACCCGUGCUUUGGGGUGGGUUUUGGACUUAAUAAUAUUGUUGACAUACUUAUUUAAUGUUCAGUGUACUUCCCUCAAGCUUAUUUAGUGUUCACUGAAAUAAGUGCAUUCUACUACCCCUUUAUCUCUCUGUGUGUCCCUGGGUUUCCUUUUGUAUUGGUGGCAUUUUUCGGUUUAGAAUGAAUAAAGGAUUAGAGGUAUUUUAAGAAUAUCUUAAUGACUCA
This is a messenger RNA of Quercus robur (English oak), 3842 nucleotides long. Its product is annotated as squamosa promoter-binding-like protein 1. The record is from RefSeq and is a predicted model, not a curated record. Lineage: Eukaryota; Viridiplantae; Streptophyta; Magnoliopsida; Fagales; Fagaceae. Gene Ontology annotation, cellular component: nucleus. The coding region runs from base 533 to 3532 and encodes 999 amino acids. Gene Ontology annotation, molecular function: DNA binding. The transcript is spliced from 11 exons.